AUGGUGACUGCCGAUUUAUCCACGAGCAAUGAAAAAACAGUAGUACUGGUAACAGGCGCUUCCGGUUACAUUGCCUUACACUGCGUUAAACAACUCCUUGAAGAUGGUUAUACAGUUCGCGGCACUGUACGAAACUUGCAAAACUCGGCGAAGGUAAGUCCACUUCGUGAUAUGAAGUACAGCGCAGAAAGGCUAGAACUGGUAGAAGCUGAUCUCGAAUGUGCAGAGCAUUGGCAUAGGAAUGUCGCAGUGCACGCUUCUGUGCGUCUGCUCUUUGAAUCAGUUUAUUUGCGUUUCAGUGCGGUCGACGGAUGCACGUACAUUUUGCAUAUAGCAUCACCAUGGCCAAUUGUAGCUGAUGAAACAACCAUUGCAGUUGCAACAAAUGGUACCCUAAAUGUUCUAAGAGCAGCGGCCGAAUGUAGGACAGUCCGAAAAAUCGUACUAACCAGCAGCUGUGCAGCUGUCAACGAUGGCCAUAAAAAUGGUGCGCGUGUAUUUGACGAAGAGUGUUGGGCGAAUUUGGAAAGUAAACGGAUGGAAAAUUACGGCCGCUCCAAAGCAAUUGCCGAAAAAGCAGCGUGGAAUUAUUGGAAUACUUUACCAGCUGUGCCGAAAAUUUCGCUUGGUAUGGUUGACGUGCGCGACGUCGCUCGGGCACAUAUACGUGCCAUGAGAUGUCCGGAUUCUGACGGAGAGCGAAUCCUCAUCACAGCAACACCUUCUGUUUGGUUCGAGCAGAUUGUCGAGUGGCUGCAUAAAGAGUUCAAAAAUCAAGGAUUUGUGAUUUCUCGUGUUGUGGUGCCAAAUUGGCUGGUGAAACUUUACGCCAAGUCAAAGCUGGAUCCGCAUGUGGCCGCAAUAACACAUCGAUUUGGACCGGAGUUGCGAUUUGAUAACACAAAGGUAGUAACAUUGUAUUCAUUUGAAAACUGCUCAAUUACCUUUCUUGUUGGUUUGAAAGCUUCGUACUGCGCUACAUUCAUUUCGAAAGCAGGGAAAACUGCUUUCGAGACGGAAAAAAACGUGGGGUGA
This is a messenger RNA of Gongylonema pulchrum, 1035 nucleotides long. The record is from the annotation of a GenBank genome assembly. Lineage: Eukaryota; Metazoa; Nematoda; Chromadorea; Rhabditida; Gongylonematidae.